Molecule: messenger RNA, 1552 nt
Organism: Drosophila ananassae
Lineage: Eukaryota; Metazoa; Arthropoda; Insecta; Diptera; Drosophilidae
Gene: NANS
Product: sialic acid synthase
Exons: 2
Coding region: 79-1197 (372 amino acids)
Biological process (GO): carbohydrate biosynthetic process
Molecular function (GO): N-acylneuraminate-9-phosphate synthase activity
Source: RefSeq, a predicted model, not a curated record
CCCUUUCGAUAUCUUUCGGACUUGUUUUUUCAAUUAAAUUAAUUAACUGUUAAAUUAAGCGGGCUUGCUCUUGAAAAAAUGUAUUUAACAGAUAUUAUAAAGGGAAAAGUAGAUAAUUCCGUGUACUUCAUAGCGGAAAUUGGACAGAAUCAUCAGGGAUGCUUGGAAAUGGCAAAAAAAAUGAUUUUAGAAGCCAAGAAAGCUGGCUGUCAUUGUGUAAAGUUCCAGAAGUCUGACUUGAAAGCGAAGUUCACUCGAUCUGCCCUAGAUCGGGAAUAUAUUAGCGAGAAUUCUUGGGGAAAAACCUAUGGAGAACACAAGGAGUAUCUCGAGUUUUCCAAAGAACAGUAUAUUGAGCUACAAGCUUACAGCCGUGAAAUAAAUGUGGACUUUACAGCAUCCGCCAUGGAUGAGAAUUCCUUGGACUUCCUGGUCGACUUGAGUGUUCCCUUUAUUAAAAUCGGUUCAGGAGAUGCCAACAACUUUUCACUUCUCAGAAAAGCAGCUAAACUGGACAUACCAUUGGUUAUCUCCACGGGUAUGCAAACCAUGGAUACGGUUGAGAAGAUUGUCCAAACUAUGGAGGAUGCUGGAAAGAAAGACUACGCCCUGAUGCACUGCGUCUCAGCUUACCCAACUAUGCCCGAAGACUGUAAUCUUCAACUGAUUAGAGUCUUCAAAGGGCGUUUUCCAAAUGUGACAAUUGGAUACUCUGGACAUGAAUUAGGUAUUUUGCUUACCCAGGCCGCUGUUUUGCUGGGAGCUCGAAUAGUAGAGCGUCAUUAUACGUUGGACAAAAAUCAAAAAGGCUCAGACCAACGUUGCUCCCUAGAGCCCCAAGAGCUUCGAGAGUUAGUAGAACAGGUCAAGCAAUUUGAGUUGAACAAUAACCCUUAUCCUACGGGGGAUGUAAUGCAGAAACUAAAUGGAGGCCAAGAUCUUGCGACUGCUCUGCAAGAUGUUCGGGAGAAAGAAAUUUUACCCUGUGAGCUACCAUGCCGAAACAAGUUAGGGAAAUCCAUUGUAGCAGCUCGCAGCCUUUCCAAAGGCCAUAUCCUGGAACCAACGGAUAUGGCCAUCAAAGUAAGCCACCCCAGCGGCGAGACAGCUGAAAAUCAUUUCAAUUUAAUCGGAAAAGAAUUGAUUGUCGAUGUUGGUGAGGAUGAUCCCAUAACUGGGAGUAUGCUAUUUAUUUAGGGCAUAAGACUUUUUCAAAUACAUGAAGUGCAAAGUGAAAUAAAUAUGAACAUAUAUAAGCAGUAUUGCUUUAUUCGGCUCCAUCAUCGCUGCCAUCGUCUUCGUUUUCAUUUUCAAUCAUAUCAAUGUCCUCCUCAAGGUCGCCUUCUUUUUUAUCCGUGGGUUUCUCGUAGACGGCGUUCAGCGGGGAGACGCAGACUCCGUUCCAGACGGACAUCUCACGCACGAUGCUUGUGUUGCCCUCAAUGCCCAGGAUGUGCUUGUACCCUCCGUGGGCUAGAACACGCAGUAACGUCUGGGCAGUGUAGCAACAGACAUCCUGCUGCUCGAGCGUCAUCGCUGUGUGCACCCUGAU